UAAACCAUCCCAAAACACGCCGGACAGAGCAAAACCUCCCUCCCUGUUACUUGCAGCUGCAACGCUUUGCCUAGUUCUUUAUAUCCAAUCUCGCUUCACCAAGAACAAGAAAGAACACCCAAAUCAGAAAAAGAAACAGAAAGAUCAACCGUAAGCGCCGGAUUGUCCAUUUCCGCUCCAGAAGAGAGCAGAAGGCGUGAUUAGCGAGAAUGGUGGCGAUCGAGAACCAGAGCCAGGCCCAGAGGCCGGCGGAGUCCGCGAGGAUCCCCAAGGAGGCGCGGCGGCUCCUGCACGACCUGGCGGCGGCGUGGCCGAACGUCGCGGACUGCCGCGCGCUGGAGGUGGUGCCGCUCAAGGGCGCCAUGACCAACGAGGUGUACCAGGUGCGCUGGCUCACCGCCCCGGCCGGCGGCGAGGCGGGCGCGGGGGCGCUCAAGGAGAGGGAGGUGAGGAAGGUGCUCGUGCGGAUUUACGGCGACGGCGUCGACCUCUUCUUCGACCGCGACGACGAGCUGCGCACCUUCGAGUGCAUGUCCCGCCACGGCCAGGGCCCCCGCCUCCUCGGCCGCUUCCCCAACGGCCGCAUCGAGGAGUUCAUCCACGCACGGACGCUGUCGGCUCCCGAUAUGCGCGAUCCUGAAAUUUCAGCUCUGGUGGCUACAAAACUGAGGGAAUUCCACAACCUUGACAUGCCUGGUCCCAAGCAUGUGCUCCUCUGGGACAGACUGAAGAACUGGCUCAAAACUGCCAAGAACCUGUGCCCAACCGAUCAGGCCAACGAACUACGCUUGGAUUGCCUGGAGGACGAGAUCGCUUCGCUGGAGAAAGAAUUCUCAGGGGAUUACCACCACUGGAUUGGUUUCUGCCACAAUGAUCUACAGUAUGGCAACAUCAUGAUGGAUGAGGAGACCAACAUGCUGACCAUCAUUGACUAUGAGUAUGCAAGCUUCAACCCAGUUGCAUAUGACAUCGCUAACCAUUUCUGCGAGAUGACGGCAGACUACCAUUCGGAAAAGCCUCAUAUACUGGACUACAGUAAAUAUCCAGAUAUCGAUGAGCAGAGGCGUUUCGUGAAGACUUACCUGAGCACUUCUCGCGAGGAACCUGAAGCGGAGGAGGUGGAGAAUCUGCUCCGGAGCGUGGAGAAGUACACGCUCGCGAGUCAUCUGGUUUGGGGACUCUGGGGAAUAAUAUCGGAUCGUGUCAACGACAUCGACUUCGAUUACCAGGAGUACGCAAGGCAGAGAUUUGAGCAGUACUGGCAGAAGAAGCCUGCCGUCCUAACCUCAUGAAUAGCUGUACCUAUGGCUUCAGGAACUCCCUGAGGGCCUGUGCUGCUGCACACAAACUGUGCAGUGUUACUAACACACAUAUCCCCUGGCUGGGAUAAUGACAGGAAGGAUAUGAGAGAAGCAUACUAUUACAAGGAAGCAUAAGCCCGUUCCAGGGUCAGACGUUCCCAUUUCGAACCUUGACAAGGUCCAGCUUCAGGAAGGAAGCUGUCUAUGGGGGCUUUGGUUGAUUGUUUAUAGGUAUAGCCUCGACGGCUCGGCGCAACGAUGAUAAAGCUUGGAGUUGCAUUUUGUAUGUUGUUUCCCUAAGCACAGCUGGUGGUGUUCGUGUGAUUUUGUGCUAGUAAUGUAUGUAUACUUGACGGACAAAGUAUGUACUAUAAGACAUCUCGUGAAAGAAGUAUGAGUAUGUAUGA
This is a messenger RNA of Triticum urartu, 1708 nucleotides long. RefSeq names its product putative choline kinase 2. Lineage: Eukaryota; Viridiplantae; Streptophyta; Magnoliopsida; Poales; Poaceae. Gene Ontology annotation, molecular function: choline kinase activity; ethanolamine kinase activity. Gene Ontology annotation, cellular component: cytoplasm. The record is from RefSeq and is a predicted model, not a curated record. Gene Ontology annotation, biological process: phosphatidylcholine biosynthetic process; phosphatidylethanolamine biosynthetic process.